AUGAGCCCCAAGUUCAUGCCAAGCUCAUGUUGGAUGCUGUCGUUUAGCUUCAUGUUGUCGACAGGGCAAUCAGACUCCGUGAAGCCAUCCAUUCCUUGCCAGGACGUGCAUACACGUUCACCCCAACGUCUUCGCACAGGGUGGCCCUGGGCUCGGCCAAGCCGUGAAUCGGAACGCUGGCUAGUGCCCGUCGCGAGCAAGUUUGUCGAUUCUGUCGAUGUUUUCUCUCAAAGUGCCGCUUCCAAGACAUUGGACGAUGAGGAUUCAUGCGAGUUGCUGAGACGGCCGACGACCAGACGAUCCAACGAUGAUCCGUGGCGUCAUGAACAAUUGGGGCCGCUGCUCGAAAUCUCUGUUGCAAUUCCACCUGCUUCAAAGGGCAGAGGCUCACCCCCUAUGUAUUUCGGGGCUCUUGGUUUGAAGCAAAAGGGAGAGAACGUCGCAUGGGACGCCCUGAUGGAAAGCAGGAGCACUGGCCCACAAGGCUGGGCCGGCCAACCUCCACGUAUUUACUCGGCCGAGUAA
Messenger RNA from Colletotrichum lupini, 525 nucleotides. RefSeq lists its product as uncharacterized. Bases 1 to 525 code for a protein of 174 amino acids. The transcript is spliced from 3 exons. The record is from RefSeq and is a predicted model, not a curated record. NCBI's taxonomy places the organism in Eukaryota, Fungi, Ascomycota, Sordariomycetes, Glomerellales, Glomerellaceae.